Messenger RNA from Colletotrichum higginsianum IMI 349063, 510 nucleotides. RefSeq lists its product as uncharacterized. The record is from RefSeq and is a predicted model, not a curated record. The transcript is spliced from 2 exons. Bases 1 to 510 code for a protein of 169 amino acids. Lineage: Eukaryota; Fungi; Ascomycota; Sordariomycetes; Glomerellales; Glomerellaceae.
AUGGAGGAUGGACGUGACCCCAACGCUUCCUUGGAGGUGGAACGGAAAAAUUCUUUCCUGGGCCAGCGAUCCAAGACAGAGACAGCUCUUCUAGAAUUCAACUCGAGGACCAACCACCACGAUAGAGAUCUACUGGUGAUAGACAAGAAGCAGUGGGGGGAGUCAAGGGCAUGUCAGCUCCUUCGAGUUCCAAUACUGCGCAGAUUUUCUCACCCACCAGCGAAAUGGAUUCGAUUCGAUACAGAAACGACUGUAAACCAAAUAAGUCCAACUUCGAGUUUCGAUCGUCGAUCGUCCGCCAACCUCCGAACCCUGCCGGCGUUAUCGCGUCGAAUCCCUGGAGCCGACUCCAGUGUUUUCUACACUCCAGAGCCGAUCGGAACUUACAAGGGUUGGGAACAACGUGAACAGGUCUGGACCGAGAACGAUGGGCUGUUUGUUGGCGUACUGGAACCGAUUUCCACAGGCUUGCGAAAGAGGGAAGAGACGGUUCGCACAACAGAAUUGUAG